Messenger RNA from Myotis brandtii (Brandt's bat), 1682 nucleotides. It is a transcript of the gene YIPF7, whose product is annotated as Yip1 domain family, member 7. The record is from RefSeq and is a predicted model, not a curated record. The transcript is spliced from 6 exons. The coding region runs from base 437 to 1363 and encodes 308 amino acids. NCBI's taxonomy places the organism in Eukaryota, Metazoa, Chordata, Mammalia, Chiroptera, Vespertilionidae. Gene Ontology annotation, cellular component: membrane; trans-Golgi network. Gene Ontology annotation, biological process: endoplasmic reticulum to Golgi vesicle-mediated transport; vesicle fusion with Golgi apparatus.
AGGCGUCAGGAGAAGGUCCCGAGGCGCGAUGGGAUCAUCGCCAGCCGCUCGGUUUCCUCCAAGACGCCGCGCUAGGGGCGGCGAACAGGAUCCAACCAGACUUUCGGAAACCAGGGGACCAGGUGCCUGGACAGCACCGCCCAGCUGAUGGAUCCGCCGGAACUCCGUAGACGGAGCGCCGCGCGCCGACGUCCGCACGUCGGACGACGUCACGACGCUAGCGUGCCUCUGCGCGAGGGCGCCGGGGCGCCAGGACGUCCGGUGAGGAGAAGCUCUCCAGAUCAGUUCUCACUAUGCUCUUAGCGUAGCUUUCGGAGUUAGCUUUCUACCCCCGUAGCAAAAUAAUAUUGUAAUUGUUUUAAAAUAUGGAAGUCCAAAUAUGUUAUCAGUAACAUCGCUAAUAUCUUAGCUCUUCUGAAAGGAAACCGGCGGUAAAAUGACUGCAGUGUGUCCUAGGAAAGUUUGGGCCGGAAGUGAAGGUGGGGAAAGUUACCCUCUGCAAGCCCUGAUGUCUCCAUCGUCUUUCAGUUUCCGCUUCAACAUAAGUCUGUCUGGCAGAGGGCAGAGCUGGGCUACGGAAGGCGGAGGGGAAGUGAUGUCAAACUUGGGACAAUUUGACUCUGAUUUUUACCAAUCUAAUUAUACCAUUGAGAAUCAGGAGCAGAGUUGUAAUGACUCCAAUGCCUAUGGAAAUCUUUAUGGAUCCGGAGAACAGCAAGCCAGUGAGCAGCCUCAGCUUGCCUUUGUCCCACCGGAGAUGCUCAUGUCAUCAGGUUACACUGGACAAUAUUUUCAGCCCGCAUCCAACCCGGAUUAUUAUUCACAGUCUCCUUACGUUGACAGUUUUGAUGAAGAGCCUCCUUUGCUAGAAGAACUUGGAAUUAAUUUUGAUCACAUAUGGCAAAAAACCUUGACAGUGUUAAACCCAUUGAAGCCAGCAGAUGGCAGCAUUAUGAAUGAAACCGACCUGGCUGGGCCCAUCCUGUUCUGUGUGGCGCUGGGAGCCACCCUGCUUCUGGCAGGAAAAGUUCAGUUUGGUUACAUAUAUGGCAUGAGUGCCAUCGGCUGCCUAGGGAUUUAUGCCUUACUAAACUUGAUGAGCUCUUCCGGGGUGUCCUAUGGCUGCGUGGCGAGUGUGCUGGGAUACUGCCUGCUCCCCAUGGUCAUCCUGUCCAGCGGCGCCGUCUUCUUUUCACUGCAGGGCACGAUCGGUACUGUGUUGGCACUGGUCAUCAUUGUCUGGUGUAGUCUCUCAGCUUCCAAAAUCUUCAUUUCCGCCUUGGACAUGGAAGGACAACAGCUUCUCAUUGCCUACCCGUGUGCCUUACUUUAUGGACUUUUUGCCCUCUUAACAGUUUUCUGAAGAGUAUUUGAGACAGCAUUACAAGAUUCUGUUUAUUUGCUGUUCAGAUUAUUCUGGAAAUGUAUUAGCUUUCAAAUUUGGUAAUAUGUUUUAUUGCUAUUAAGAGACUAAUAAGCAGAAAAACAAAAAGGCACUUAUGGAUGCUGCUCUAAUAGCAUGCUUGGUUUGAAUGAUGUUCUGCGUCUCAGCUUGAUGCAUUAAAACAUAUAAACAUACUUUAAAAUAAAAGGGAUAAAGUUGUUGUACUGAUGGAGCCUGCUUUUCUCAAUAGAUGCAUUUCUGAGAAAUUGUAAGUAAAUAAAAUCACAUGCUGACUGGA